Messenger RNA from Geosmithia morbida, 1047 nucleotides. RefSeq names its product electron transfer flavoprotein alpha subunit. The transcript has 2 exons. Gene Ontology annotation, molecular function: electron transfer activity; flavin adenine dinucleotide binding. Lineage: Eukaryota; Fungi; Ascomycota; Sordariomycetes; Hypocreales; Bionectriaceae. Bases 1 to 1047 code for a protein of 348 amino acids. The record is from RefSeq and is a predicted model, not a curated record. Gene Ontology annotation, cellular component: mitochondrion.
AUGUUCCCGGCUGUUAGACGAGCCGUCGCCUGGCAUGGGAGCAGGGCGAUUGGUGCAGCGCCGGCCUUAAGCUCCCGUGCGUUUGCUAAGAGCCGACUGCUUUCGACGCUGGCGGUGCUUGAGCAGCGGGACGGCAAGCUGAAUGCCGGGUCUCUGAGUGCAUUCACAGCCGCCAAAAAGCUUGGUGGUACUAUCCACGGAUUUAUUGCUGGCGGAAGCGUUUCGGCUGCUGCCCAGGAGGCUGCCAAGGUGGAGGGCGUGGAGAAGAUCAUCUUUGUGGAAAAUGCGGCUUAUGAAAAGGGUCUUCCCGAGAACUACGCGCCUCUUCUUGUCGAGAACAUCAAGAAGGGUGGCUACACGCACAUUAUCAGCGGCCACACGGCUUUUGGAAAGAGCCUGAUGCCUCGCAUUGCUGCUCUCCUGGAUACACAACAGAUUUCGGACAUCACGGCGAUUGAGAGCGAGUCUACUUUUGUGCGCCCAAUUUACGCUGGAAAUGCCAUCGCUACGGUUGAGUCGUCCGACUCUGUCAAGGUUGUGACCAUCCGUGGAACAGCUUUUGCUGCCGAAACCCCUGGAUCUGGAUCUGCUGUCAUCGAUGAAGGCGUCGACCCCAAGGCCGAAGCCCUCUCGGAGUGGGUAUCCGAGGAGCUGGCUAAGUCUGACCGCCCUGAUCUGGCCACUGCUAAACGAGUUGUGUCUGGAGGCCGCGGUCUUAAGUCGAAAGAGGAUUUUGAUAACAUCAUGCUUCCGCUGGCUGACAGCCUGGGUGCCGCUGUCGGGGCUUCCAGGGCGGCCGUCGAUAGCGGCUAUGCCGACAACAGUCUUCAGGUGGGACAGACUGGCAAGGUUGUCGCCCCUGAGCUCUACAUGGCUGUCGGAAUCUCUGGGGCAAUUCAGCACUUGGCUGGUAUGAAGGACAGCAAGGUCAUUGCUGCUAUCAAUAAAGACGCCGAUGCCCCCAUUUUCCAGGUGGCUGACGUUGGUCUAGUGGGGGACCUUUUCGAGAAGGUGCCAGAAUUUACAGAGAAGGUCAGGAGCUCGUAA